Monascus purpureus is the source of this 1274-nucleotide messenger RNA. The record is from the annotation of a GenBank genome assembly. NCBI's taxonomy places the organism in Eukaryota, Fungi, Ascomycota, Eurotiomycetes, Eurotiales, Aspergillaceae.
UCUCUUUAUCAUCAUACCAUAUAUGCUCGACAGCUAACGAAGCCCAAAAUGUCUCUUCUGGUUGAUAAGCUACGACCACGAUCACUCGAUACACUCUCAUACCAUCGUGACCUUUCUGCACGCUUGAAAUCACUGGCUCAAAGUGGCGAUUUCCCCCAUCUCCUUGUCUACGGCCCUUCCGGAGCGGGCAAGAAAACGCGUAUUAUAGCAACACUAAGAGAACUAUAUGGUCCGGGUGUUGAAAAGAUCAAGAUCGACGCGCGGGUCUUCCAGACGACCAGUAACCGCAAACUAGAAUUCAACAUUGUCUCCUCAGUCUACCAUCUCGAAAUCACACCGUCGGAUGUCGGAAACUAUGAUCGUGUUGUUGUUCAAGAAUUGCUCAAGGAAGUCGCGCAGACGCAGCAGGUCGAUCUGUCAGCGAAGCAGAGAUUCAAGGUGGUCGUGAUCAAUGAAGCAGAUCAUCUUACUCGGGAUGCACAGGCGGCAUUACGACGAACUAUGGAGAAAUAUAGUCCUAAUCUACGAUUGAUUUUGUUGGCAAACAGCACUUCGAAUAUCAUUGCACCGAUUCGUUCACGGACUCUGCUGGUCAGGGUUGCUGCACCCACGGAAGACGAAAUUUGUUCAGUUCUUAGGGUGGCAGGGAAGAAAGAGGGGUGGACACAGGCUGAUGGCCUUAAUAAGAGGAUCGCCAAGGAGAGUGGGCGGAAUCUGCGACGGGCACUGCUUAUGUUCGAAGCCAUCUAUGCUCAAAAUGAGAAAGUUACGGAUAAAACUCCCAUUCCACCGCCCGAUUGGGAAGCUCUUAUUUCUUUGACGGCUGAAGAGAUCUUGGCCGAGCGAUCGCCAGCCAGUAUAUUACGCGUUCGAGCACGUUUAUAUGACCUCUUAACCCAUUGUAUACCGCCGACCACAAUUCUCAGGACUUUGACCUUUAAAUUAAUCGCCAAGGUUGACGAUGCUCUCAAGCCAGACGUAAUAAAAUGGUCUGCUUUCUACGAACAUAGAAUAAAAAUGGGCACUAAAGUGAUCUUUCACCUCGAAGCCUUCGUUGCGAAAUUUAUGCGCAUAUACGAGAGUUACUUGAUGGGCAUGGAUUUCUAGGAUCCGACUGGUUUGCUGCUAACAACAAUGGAUCAACUGUACUUUAUGAAAUCUGAUAUCAUAAUAACAUGAACUGAACGAAUCGCGACUUCCCAUCACAAACUCAGAUUCUAAUAGAGACUGGGACGACAAAGCUACGUCAUAGCACAGCUGUCCUAUAGAAAUUC